AUGCAAGUUAUGAGUUAUCAACAGGAGGAUCAACAAGAAUACAUUACCAAUCGUAUAAAUAAAGCGAGAUUAGAAACUCGUCAAUUAUAUUCACAGAUUGAUAAAGUUAAAGCUAAGAUUCAAGAUACAACAUUAUUAGAAAGUUCAAAACAAAUAGCACCAUUAUCCAAAAAUGCAGUGAAUUUAAAACUUUUACAAAAAUUACAAGGUCAUAAUAAUAAAAUAGCUGAUAUUAAAUGGGCUCAUGAUUCAAAAUCAAUAUUAAGUGCAUCACAAGAUGGAUUUUUACUUAUAUGGGAUCCAGUAACAGGAUUAAAAUUGAAUGCAGUUCCAUUAGAUUCACAAUGGGUUUUAUCAUGUGCAUAUUCACCAAAUGGUCAACUAGUUGCAAGUGCAGGUCUAACGAACAAUUGUACCAUUUAUAGAAUUGGAUCAAGUGUACGGGAUGAUUUCCAAUUUCAACAAAGGAUAGUAUCUAUACUUAAGGGGCAUACAUGUGGUAUUACAGCUUGUGAUUUUGUUGAUAAUGAAGAGAUUUUAACUGCAAGUGGUGAUAUGACAUGUGCAUCAUGGGAUUUAAAUAAAGGUAAUAAAAAAGAUGAAUAUUUAGAUCAUCUUGGUGAUGUUUUAUGUAUGGAUAUUGAUAGAUCAAAAGGAUCUAUAAAUUUCGUAUCAGGUGCAUCGGAUGGUUAUGCUAGAAUUUGGGAUAGAAGAGGUGCAAGUCUUGAACAAAGUUUCUUUGUGAGUAAUAGUGAUGUUACAAGUGUUAAAUUUUUUAAAGAUGGAAAUUCAAUAGUUACAGGAAGUGAUGAUGGUAUUAUAAGAUUAUUUGAUUUAAGAGCUGAUUGUGAAUUGGCAAGAUACUCAUUACCGAGAGCUAUACAAGAAUCAAAUAAAGCUAAUCAAACAUUUUUAACACCAAAUACACCAUCACCAUAUGGAAAUUAUAAUUUGACACAAAGUCCAUAUUCAAGACAUCAAUCAACUGCAUCUAUAUCAAAUUCUUUAAAUUCUGCUAUUGAUAGUUCAGGUGUAACAUCAUUAGAUUUUAGUUCAUCAGGAAGAUUAAUGUAUUCAUGUUAUACAGAUCAUGGUUGUAUGAUAUGGGAUUUAUUAAAAGCUGAGAUUGUGGGUAAAUUGGAAGGACAUAGUAAUCGUACAUCUCAUGUUACAGCAUCACCAAAUGGAUUAGCAGUUGCAACUGCUUCAUGGGAUACAACAAUGAGAGUUUACACCCCAUCUUAUGUAUGA
Molecule: messenger RNA, 1251 nt
Organism: Hansenula ciferrii
Lineage: Eukaryota; Fungi; Ascomycota; Saccharomycetes; Phaffomycetales; Wickerhamomycetaceae
Gene: STE4
Product: G protein subunit beta
Exons: 1
Coding region: 1-1251 (416 amino acids)
Biological process (GO): G protein-coupled receptor signaling pathway
Cellular component (GO): heterotrimeric G-protein complex; cytoplasm
Molecular function (GO): protein binding; signaling receptor complex adaptor activity
Source: RefSeq, a predicted model, not a curated record